AUGCAUCGACUUUUUGCUGAGCUGGAGCCAUCUGUAACCGUCACCGAGCAAAACCUGGCAGACCGAGUUCGGUAUAUCUUGCGCUCAAAUACAUUUGAUGUCACCGAACUCGAACGGCUACGACGUGAGGCUGUUCCUUCAUCGGGUGAAAAUGCUGCGGCUGAGGAUGCGGCGUCACAACUUACUGAGCAAACGGCAAAUGUGGAUGCCGCCGUGAAUACGCCAGUUGUGGUUGAUUCAAACGAUGAUGGAACAGUCGCCCAGGAACUGGAACUAGAGCAAAUGAGGAGUACAUUAGAAGAGGCGAUUGUGGAAACGCGCAGUACGACUUUCGAAAAUCGACCGCGACUUCCCCCGCUUAGCCCUAAGCAAGCGGAAUCGGGCUGUCGUGAGGGCUCUGAACCCAAUGCUGGUUACCUAUUUGGAAGCCAGCCGGGACCUUUGCGAUACGGACUCAAUUCUUUUUGGCGCCGCACUGGCAGUCUGCCGUAUUAUAGGUGCCAAACUUUCCACGGCUGGACGCGCUACUGGACAAAGUAG
Parnassius apollo (apollo) is the source of this 540-nucleotide messenger RNA. NCBI's taxonomy places the organism in Eukaryota, Metazoa, Arthropoda, Insecta, Lepidoptera, Papilionidae. The record is from the annotation of a GenBank genome assembly.